Molecule: messenger RNA, 795 nt
Organism: Python bivittatus (Burmese python)
Lineage: Eukaryota; Metazoa; Chordata; Lepidosauria; Squamata; Pythonidae
Source: RefSeq, a predicted model, not a curated record
AUGAUCUUUCUCGGCACUGCAGUACAGAGGUGACUCAGGCUACUCUAGCCAGCGUGGCACCGAUCUUUUCCGUGAUAAAGUUUGACAAAGAAGGCAAUUCUACCUCCUAUGAAAGAAAGAAAACAGAACUAUAUCAGGAACUAAGUCUUCAAGCACGAGAUCUACGGUUUCAACAUCAAGUAAAUAUAACACCCAGAAACAACAAAAUUAUUAUGAGAAUGGAGUUUUUGAAGGCUGUGAUAACACCGGAGUAUCUUCUAAUCCUGGACUAUCGUAGUUUAAAUCUGGAAAACUGGCUAUUCCAAGAACUGGCAUCUCAGCUAGCUGGAGAAGGUCAACUAGUUACAUAUUCAUUGCCUUUUGAAUUCAGAGCUAUAGAAGCAAUACUACAGUAUUGGAUCAGCUACCUGAGUGGCAGACUUAGCCAUCUGCAGCCUCAGAUUCUUGAGACACUGAAUGCUUUAGUGGAUCCUAAGCUUUUGUCUCUGGAUCGGAGCAAGGUCCAUAUCUUAUUGCAAAAUGGAAAGAGGUAAGCAAGUCUCCCUUCACUCGCUUACAUUACCUUGUUAUGUAUGUUGUAGUAAGCCAUUUUCUUGCAUUGUAUAAUAACAGCACCACUUAUUACUGCAGAUGGCUUAAACUAAAUGUUAGGCAAGGGAGAAGCACUGUAGGUUGAUGUCUUAAAUGCUGAAUUGAUUUGUUCAAUUCCAAUUGUUGCUGUUACAGUUUUUUUGUUGCAACAGAUUAACAUACAGUCAGGUCCAGAAAUAUUGGGACAUCGACACAAUUCUAACA